Molecule: messenger RNA, 1934 nt
Organism: Salvia miltiorrhiza (redroot sage)
Lineage: Eukaryota; Viridiplantae; Streptophyta; Magnoliopsida; Lamiales; Lamiaceae
Product: pentatricopeptide repeat-containing protein At4g01400, mitochondrial-like
Exons: 2
Coding region: 388-1776 (462 amino acids)
Molecular function (GO): protein binding
Source: RefSeq, a predicted model, not a curated record
AAGAUUAAUUUGAAAAAACCUUUCAUCUGUAACUUCUUCCACAUGCGCCGCUCAGCGUGAAGCCACGGUCGGCGAUGCUCUCCCUCGUCUUCUCUCUCUGCCUCACCCUCUACAGCGGCAUAUCCGCCGUCCAAAAGCCCUAUAUCCCCAAACCACCAGCUCCGCCCUCACAUCUAGGCACUGACGCCGCUCCACUUGGCGUCGCCUCCCUCCUCGACGACAAUAAAUACGCCGCCGCCUUUCGCUGUACAGCCGCCGCCGUCCGGGUUUCAAAUGACGGCGUCGCCCGAUCCCUAGCUCCAGAUCUCGGCCUCCUCCCUGGGUUCUAAUUCUGAAUCAACUUUAGUGAUAGAAACCAGCUAGCAUUCCUUAUGUGAUAUUUGCAGAAUGCCGAAUGCCAUUUCCCUCAAUUACAUCAAGCAGUUGCAAAGAAACACACGUAGCAUCUCCUCAUUCUUCAAUGUUGCUGAUAUUCCAAGAGUUUCUUGUUCAUACUGCUCAGCACCCGUUAAUCGUGAUCAAGAAGAUGAACCUUCUAUUUGCUCUCCAGCUCGAAUCCAAAAGUUGAUAGCUUCUCAAACAGAUCCACUCCUGGCAAAGGAAAUCUUUGACUUGGCUUCGCGUCAGCCCAACUUCCGGCAUUCUUAUGCUACCUAUCAUACCCUUAUUCUCAAACUCGGCCGGUCUCGCCACUUCUCUCUCAUGAAUGCCAUCAUCUCAAGCCUCAAGUCCCUUGAUUAUUCCAUUUCCCCUUCUCUCUUUACUCACAUCAUCCAGAUAUAUGGUGAUGCAAACCUACCCGAGAAAGCUCUCAAAACCUUCUAUACAAUUCUCGAAUUCAACAUUAAGCCACGUCCGAAACACCUCAAUUGCAUCCUUGAAAUUCUUGUUGCCAACAGUGACUUCCUGCGCCCUGCAUUUGACCUGCUCCGGGCUGCCCACAGAUACGGAGUCUCCCCCAACACAAAUUCCUACAACAUAAUGAUGCGAGCCUUUUGUCUGAACGGCGACUUGAGCAUUGCAUAUACUUUGUUCAAUCACAUGUUUAAGCGUAAUGUUCUUCCUGAUGUGGAAUCAUAUCGGAUUCUAAUGCAAGCACUGUGCAGGAAGAGUCAGGUGAAUAAAGCUGUCGAUUUAUUGGAGGACAUGCUAAAUAAAGGGUUUGUGCCCGACACUUUAAGCUACACCACUCUAUUGAGUAGCUUGUGCAGGAAAAAAAAGCUCAAGGAGGCGUACAAGCUUCUCUGUCGGAUGAAAGUGAAGGGAUGCAAUCCUGAUAUCGUCCAUUAUAAUACAGUUAUCUCGGGUUAUUGCAAGGUAGGUUGUGCUGCUGAUGCCUGUAAGGUUCUUGAUGACAUGUCUUCAAAUGGAUGCUUACCAAAUCUGUUAUCAUAUCAAAAUAUAGUUGGGGGCUUAUGCAAUCAGGGCAUGUACGACGAGGCCAAGAUGUAUAUUAAGGUAAUGGUGUCCAAGGAGUUUCGUCCACAUCUUUCAGUUGUACAUAUGCUUGUGAAAGGCUUUUGUAAACUUGGUAAACUCGAGGAUGCUUGUGAAGUGCUGAUUGAGUUGUUGAUGCAUGGGAACGUCCCACAUACCGAGACUUGGGCUGAAAUCGUAGCGAGGAUCUGUGAGGAAGAUGAUGCAGAAGCAAUAGGAGAAGCCAUGAAAGAGGUUGUGAAGGUGGAGAUAAAGUCUGAUACUAGAAUAGUGGAUGCUGGUGUUGGAUUGGAGGAGUACUUGAUGAGGAAGAUGAAGAGUAGGUCAAGGGUAAGUUGAUUGCUCUUGCUAAGUUUGUAAGAGGCGAGUUGUCCCAUAAUGGAUUGAACAAUUUUGACUUUGCUUGAUCAUGUAAUCCUUCAAAUGUGAUUAUGUAAUUUUGUGAUUGCAUGCUUAUUUGAAUUUACUGAAACCAUCUACUACAUUUUAUUUGAAAA